UAAUUAAGAUCGAUGGCGAGGCGGAAGAUCAAGAUCAAGAAAAUUGACAAUGUAACGGCGAGGCAAGUGACCUUCUCUAAGAGGAGACGAGGGAUCUUCAAGAAAGCUGAAGAGCUUUCUGUGCUGUGCGAUGCUGAGGUUGGUCUUGUUAUUUUCUCAGCUACUGGGAAGCUCUUUGAAUAUCCUAGCUCAAGCAAUUGGCAAGUUAGGCAUGGUAGACAUUCAUGCACCAACUUGAGGGGGAGUGUUAAAAUCCAAGUAGAGAAUAAUAGCAACAACAUUGAAUUGAGUAAGGAAACUGCUGAUAAAGCCCAGCAACUAAGGCGGAUGAAAGGUGAGGAUUUUCAAGGGCUAAACUUGGAUGACUUGCAACAACUGGAGAGAACACUUGUAACAGGACUCAAGCGCGUGAUUGAGACAAAGGAAAAUCGGAUUAUGGACGAGAUUGUUGCAUUUCAGAAUAAGGGAAUCGAGUUAGAAGAUGAGAACAAGCAGUUAAAGCAAAAGAUGGCUAUGCUGUGUAAGGAAAAAAGUUCUUUCCUGGUGGAGUCAGAUAUUGCCAUGAAGGAAGUUGUCUCAUCAGAAUCUAUGAAUAAUGUCUGCAGCUGCAACAGUGGCCCCUCUCUUGAGGAUGAUUCCUCUGACACAUCUCUUAAGUUAGGGUUGCCCUUUCCUAAUUAAAAUGAUACGAUGUAAAUGUAACAUUAAUAAGGAAUUCUUACUUCUUGUGACUUAACUUCUAUGGAUUCCAUAA
Molecule: messenger RNA, 754 nt
Organism: Gastrolobium bilobum
Lineage: Eukaryota; Viridiplantae; Streptophyta; Magnoliopsida; Fabales; Fabaceae
Product: MADS-box protein SVP-like
Exons: 8
Coding region: 13-681 (222 amino acids)
Biological process (GO): positive regulation of transcription by RNA polymerase II
Cellular component (GO): nucleus
Molecular function (GO): RNA polymerase II cis-regulatory region sequence-specific DNA binding; DNA-binding transcription factor activity, RNA polymerase II-specific; protein dimerization activity
Source: RefSeq, a predicted model, not a curated record